This is a messenger RNA of Osmerus eperlanus (European smelt), 1803 nucleotides long. RefSeq names its product replication termination factor 2 (gene rtf2). Gene Ontology annotation, biological process: site-specific DNA replication termination at RTS1 barrier; mitotic DNA replication termination. The record is from RefSeq and is a predicted model, not a curated record. Gene Ontology annotation, cellular component: nucleus. The coding region runs from base 96 to 1010 and encodes 304 amino acids. NCBI's taxonomy places the organism in Eukaryota, Metazoa, Chordata, Actinopteri, Osmeriformes, Osmeridae. The transcript is spliced from 9 exons.
GUUUUCGCGGACUUCCUGUUUGAGUUUUGAGCAAGCGGUUGGCUAGCGUAUCUCAGAAAAAUAACAUUGAUAGCAAGUUAACGAUAGUUGUCAGCAUGGGGUGUGAUGGAGGUACUAUUCCCAAAAGGCACGAACUGGUAAAAGGUCCGAAGAAAGUUGAGAAGGUUGAUAAAAACGCAGAGCUUGCUGCCAAGUGGAAGUACUGUGCCCUAAGCCAGGAAAAAUUGCGGCGUCCCAUUGUUGCUUGUGAUCUCGGAAGGCUUUUCAACAAAGAUGCAGUGAUCGAAUAUCUUUUAGACAAAACAGCAGAGAGACCCAACACUGAGGUUGCAACACAUAUCCGUGGUAUCAAGGAUGUGACAGAGCUGAACCUUACUGAUAACCCUUCCUGGGAGGGGGAGGGGAGGAACACCAAGGGAGACCGCUAUGAAGACAUGCACUGUUCCAUGUUCAUAUGCCCUGUGGUGGGCCUGGAGAUGAAUGGCAAACACAAGUUCUGUUACCUGCAGACCUGUGGCUGUGUGUUCUCUGAACGGGCUCUGAAGGAGGUCAAGACUGAGAUCUGCCACAAGUGUGGAGACCCGUUCCAAGAUGGAGAUAUGGUGGUGCUCAAUGGCCCCAAAGAUGAAGUGGACAAACUGAUGAAGAGGAUGGUGGAAAAGAGGGCCAAGGCCAAAACCAAGAAAUCAAAGAAGAGCAAGGGGUCUGAGAGUGUCUCUAAAACGUCGGAUUCGAAAGAGAAUCCAGAUUCCUCUCAAGUUGAUUCUGUGGAAGGAAAGACUUCAACCCAGACUGACGGGGAAAGCAGUCAGUCAGAAGCAGGACCCUCUGGAUCAGCCAGUUCUUCCAACGGAGUGAAGUCCCCAGUGGGUCCUGGGAGCAAGAGGUCUAUCCAGGCAAUGGAGGAGAAGUCCGAGGUCUACAAGUCCCUCUUCACCUCUCACAGCUCUGCCAAACGCACCAAAGCCCAGACCUCCAACUGGGUCACUCACACCCCGUAUCAUUUCUAAAUAGACCCAGUUGCCCUGUCAAACCCAAGACCAAUUGGGGCUGGAUAUAGACCCGCUAAUGCCUGUACCUGCUCUCCCUGUAGCUCUGUAUGCGCUUGCGAAGAUAUGUUUAUUUAGGUCAUAAGAUGCAGGGCCGUUUGAACAAUCACAUUUUUCUCUUCAAUUUUCAUUGUUUCAAAUUCAACAUCUUUCAGAUGACCAGUGCUCAGGGGAAUGUUUUCUCUAUUGUGGGGAAGGAGGGGGGGGGGUGAAUCUUGUCAGUGAAAGUUUUAUUUUCAUUUAUAUAAAUGUGGAUGCCACUAGAAUGUUGACAGCAUUUAUUUACACACUUCUCAUUUUGGAGACACCUUAGGCUAUUCUUCAAAAUAAAGGUAAAUAUUUGUGGAUCGUUGGAUGCGGGGUCAGCUGUUUUCCUUUUAAAAUAACUUUUGUUGAUCUUUCAAAGGUAUACCACCAUUUAUGAUGCAACACAAUGCUUGUGGCCUUAACCGGAAAAAGGCGUUGGCUGUACUGCAAUAUACUUUUAAAAUAACUUUUGUUGAUCUUUCAAAAGUAACCACCAUUUAUGAUGUAUAAGUUUGCUUAUCGAGUAUGGUCCAUUGAUAUCAACAACAGGAUUUUUUUUUUAAUAGAACUAGUAUUGGUCUUUUUCUCCUUAAACAGCACUCUUAAUGAAACUCACAUACUUGUUAUGCUAUUAAUGUCACCUCUGGAAGUAGAAUUGUAAGUAUGUUUUGAACAUGUAUUUACAAAUAUAUAGAAAAAUAAAUGAUUGGUCUACUAUUGCACAAUG